AUGAAGGAAGUGGUGGAGCCGAAGAUGAUCAGCUUCCGCGAGAAGUACAGCCCGGUUGCGUUUAACUUGACCGUGGAGGUCGAUUUGAGUGGAGUUGGCAGAGCGGAUGAUGUUGGGAUUAAGAGUGAUUACAUUGGGAAUCAUGGCUACUUGAGUUGGGUUGAGCUGAAUGGAACACAUGUCGUCAGGAGUCCGAUCGUCUUAGUCAUUGCUUCUCCAAGAACUUGA
This is a messenger RNA of Linum tenue, 228 nucleotides long. The record is from the annotation of a GenBank genome assembly. Lineage: Eukaryota; Viridiplantae; Streptophyta; Magnoliopsida; Malpighiales; Linaceae.